AUGGGAUUCCCGGCGAAAUGGUGUAAAUGGAUUCAUGGUAUCUUAUCGUCGGCUAGGGCAACUGUGCUUGUUAAUGGAUCUCCUACAUUCAAGUUCCAAUGUCACAAAGGUAUGCGUCAAGGCGAUCCUAUAUCUCCUUUUCUUCUUUUGAUUGUCAAGGAAGGUUUUUCACGGUUGAUAAACAUGGCGGCUGGUUCGGGAUUAUUAAACGGUUUGAAGUUACCUAACAAUGGUCCUGUUAUUUCUCAUCUUCUAUACGCCGAUGAUUGUACGUUUGUGGGAGAAUGGUCUGUAGAAAACUUGCACAAAGUGGCUAGAGUUCUUAGAGUUUUCUUCUUGUGCUCCGAACUGAAGAUAAACCUUGGGAAAUCGAUCCUUUUUGGGGUUGGGGUCGACAAUCUUGAGGUUAAACAAGCUGCUGCUAUGUUUAAAUGUAAGGAAGGCUCUUUACCUUUCACUUAUCUUGGGUUACAAAUUGGUGGUAACAUGAAUAGAGUGUCGAAUUGGAACUUUUUAUUCGAUAUUUUUGAAAAGCGACUUACAUCUUGGAAGGCUAAUACAUUAUCGAUGGGAGGGAGGGUUACACUUAUGAAAGUCGUGUUAGAAAGCCUGCCCACGUACUAUUUUUCCCUUUUUGCGGUGCCAUCAACGGUUAUUGAUGGUAUUGAGUCCAUCAUUAGAAGAUUUCUUUCGAGUGGAUCUAUUGAGUCUCGGAAAAUUAAUUGGGUUUCUUGGGAUACGGUUGCUUCUCCGAUGAAGGUUGGUGGUUUGGGUAUUUCAAAGUUAAGAGAUUCGAAUUUGGCACUUCUUGCCAAAUGGAUUUGGCACUAUAGAACUCAACAAGGGGCCCUCUGGAGAAAGGUUAUUGACUCAAUUCAUGGCUCGUGUAUAGGAUGGAGAUUUUUUCCCGUCAAUCAUUCUCUUUCAAGUGUGUGGAAGACGAUUGUGUCUCAGAUCGACAAGGUAAAGGUGGUUGAUAAGAGGCUAAACGACUUAAUUAAAGGAGUGUGUGGAAAAGGCGACUUAAUUCGUUUUUGUGAUUCUAAAAGGUUUAUUGGUGAACCGAGUUGGUAUUCAAUGCGUAUGUCUCCUAAUAUGAUAUCAGAAUGGUUGAGAUUUCGGGACCUCAUAUAUGAUAUUCGUACUUCUGAAGCUAAUGAUAGAUGGGUUUGGUUGGGCGACAGUCAAAACGUUUUCUCGGUAAAAAGCGUGAAAAGGUUCAUUCGAAGCGGCACAUAUUAUAGUGGCAGGAUGAGACCAUCGAGCACUUACUUUGUUACUGCCCAUGCUCAUCAUUUAUUUGGAGCCACAUUGGAGUUUGGUGUAAGGUGGGUAGCCUCAUGUUCUCUUCAGUAA
This is a messenger RNA of Erigeron canadensis, 1356 nucleotides long. RefSeq lists its product as uncharacterized. The record is from RefSeq and is a predicted model, not a curated record. Bases 1 to 1356 code for a protein of 451 amino acids. The transcript is spliced from 3 exons. NCBI's taxonomy places the organism in Eukaryota, Viridiplantae, Streptophyta, Magnoliopsida, Asterales, Asteraceae.